Messenger RNA from Cyprinodon variegatus (sheepshead minnow), 1768 nucleotides. RefSeq names its product IQ motif and SEC7 domain-containing protein 2-like. The record is from RefSeq and is a predicted model, not a curated record. The coding region runs from base 1127 to 1768 and encodes 213 amino acids. The transcript has 3 exons. NCBI's taxonomy places the organism in Eukaryota, Metazoa, Chordata, Actinopteri, Cyprinodontiformes, Cyprinodontidae.
GAUCGUCAGCCCUGCUGCAGCGCAUCGCCGGGCUUUCAGCCGCAGAGGAAUGAUAAUUAGGAGGCGACUGACUCGGCUGAAGGAGGAGGAGGAGGAGGAGGAGAGAAGGAGCCUGGCCUGCAGCAGCAGAGGGAAGGAGAAGGAGGUGUGGAACUGAUCUCCAUCUGAUCAACAAGAAGAGAGGAAAACCUUGAAGUGGAGGCAGCUUCUUUUUUUUUUUUCUACCAAAGGAGAUGAUGAUGAUGAUGAUGAUGAUGAUGAUGAUGACAGCAGCGGAGGAGGAGGGGAAGGAGGAAUGAGCUGGGAUCGAUACUCCUCCCUCCAUCACCUCCCCAGGAGCGGCUGAAACCUGAAGAAGCAGAACGGGAAGCGUCAUUGGAAGGAAUGAUCCUGGACGCCUCAUCGUGUCCUUGGAGCUGUGAUUAUAAGUGAGGGUCCAGAGAUCCUGCCCAGUUUCAUGCAGCCUGCAGGAUGGAACAAACGGGGUCGCCAUCCUCCGCCUACAACAGAAGAUGAUUUUUGUCUGACGCUAUCCGUUGGCUUUUUAUGAUUUAAGAGAAGUGUUGGAACAUUACAGCGUUUUCCUGAUCCCAGGAUGACGUCAUGAGGCGCUGCAGGGAAGCCGGGGAUUAGUCGACGUGUUGCAGAGCUGCUCCCUCUGCAGGAUGAACCAGGAGCUGCGGACCCUGAUACAGUUCCUCCACAGAGACGGACAGACAGCCGUCCGAUACUGGAAGCUUCAGUCCUGGAUGGAGAUCAGUGAGAAUCGCUGAGCAGUGGGAACAUCGUGUCUGUGGGAUCUGCUCGCUCUGCUGGGAACGCCAGGGCAGGGAAUGCUGCUUCGCCCUGAUGGACUUCCUGCCCGCAGCACUCAGGGAAGACACUCAUCUUGAUUUUUAAAUCAGAACUUAAAGGGGAAAGGUCCUCUCCCCCCCACUCACCUCCGGUGGGGGGGAGGGUUGGGGAACUUCCUGUCUGAAGGUGUAGGCCUCAGGGCUGCAGGGUGUAGUUUAGUCAGUAGAUUAGACCUUUCUUUCAGCUCAUUUAGCUCCAGCGGGACCUAAGCGGACCAUCAGUGAGCCUCCUUUAAAUCCUGCGCCGGUGCGUUCGGUCUCAGCCCGCCGUCAUGGAUGCCAGCCAGGCUCCGGGUGCAGGCAGUCCGGAGAGCCCGAACCGCGCUGUGGAGUACCUGCUAGAGCUCAACAACAUCAUCGAGAGCCAGCAGAAGCUUCUGGAAACGCAGCGGCGGCGAAUCGAGGAACUGGAGGUUCAACUGGACCGCCUCAGCCAGGAGAAUAAAGACCUGCGUUUGGACCGGCAGCCUGUUGCUCCUCCUCCGCCCGCUCCUCCUCCCGAGCCUCCCCUCCCGCCUCCUCCCCCGCCUCCGCCUCCAGCUCACAGCACGGCAUCCAAGAACCAUCACCACCAUAACAGCCAGGCUCCGCCUCAGCCCCCCGCCUCCAUCACCCUCCACCACAGCCACCAGUCUCACCAUCACCCCCACCAGCAGCACCACCACCACCACCAUCACUCCUACAAUACUUCAGGGGGUCAGGAGGAGCUGCAGGGGGUCAGGAGGAGCUUCAGGGGUCAGGAGGAGCUUCAGGGGGUCAGGAGGAGCUGCAGGGGGUCAGGAGGAGCUUCAGGGGGUCAGGAGGAGCUUCAGGGGGUCAGGAGGAGCUUCAGGGGGUCAGGAGGAGCUUCAGGGGGUCAGGAGGAGCUGCAGGGGGUCAGGAGGAGCAGGCCCUGCAGGAAGGAGAACCUCUAA